Messenger RNA from Tricharina praecox, 2233 nucleotides. RefSeq names its product Alg9-like mannosyltransferase family-domain-containing protein. Gene Ontology annotation, biological process: protein N-linked glycosylation. Gene Ontology annotation, cellular component: endoplasmic reticulum membrane. Gene Ontology annotation, molecular function: alpha-1,2-mannosyltransferase activity. The record is from RefSeq and is a predicted model, not a curated record. The coding region runs from base 259 to 2052 and encodes 597 amino acids. The transcript has 7 exons. NCBI's taxonomy places the organism in Eukaryota, Fungi, Ascomycota, Pezizomycetes, Pezizales, Pyronemataceae.
GUCUUGUCUGUCUGUCUGGCCAACAGCAGUCUGGCGGCUUUGCGACAGUGCCGGUUCCGUUCCCGCUCCCGUCCCUAUGCUGUCAUCCCUUCUCGAAACGAUUGACUCCUGUCAACUCACACUCUAGCUGCCCAACACCACUACUUAUACUACUAGUAUAAACUACACGUACUUAUUGACUUGGCCACGCUCUUCCUCGUGCACUCACUCGUCGAACGCCCCCCCCGCGACCCCUACCUCCUACCCCGCGUAGCAGUCAUGGCACCUCGACCUCGACCCAAACUGAAGAGUGACAACCCCGCCACCGCCGCCUCAGUCACCGAGGAGAUUUCCGUGUCGGACAAGAAUGUGGACGGCGACGUGUUCCGGAGGUCUCAUCCCAUCGUGUCGGCCACCACCGCGUUUUCUGCACUCCUCCUCGUCCGAUCGCUUUCUGCUGUCUACGCGACAAUCCCCGACUGCGAUGAAGUCUUCAAUUACUGGGAGCCCACGCACUAUCUCGCGCAUGGCUACGGCCUGCAGACGUGGGAGUACUCGCCCGUCUAUGCCAUCCGCAGCUGGGCCUAUGUCGGCCUACACGCCGUGCUGAGUCGUUUCUUCUCCGAGAUUCCAAAUCUCAGCAAGAUUCACGAAUUCUACGGUCUACGAUGUCUGUUCGCCGUCUUCUGUGCACUCUGUGAGACGAGGCUGUAUUCCGCCGUCUCGACGAACAUCAAUCGCCGCGUCGGAAUGCUCUAUCUCAUCACGACUGUCGCCAGCGCCGGUAUGUUCCACGCCGCCGCUACGUUUCUACCGUCGACUUUCGCUAUGUACACCUCCAUGCUCGGGACCGCGGCGUUCAUUAACCGUCGCCGAGGCUUCCGGACCGCUGAAGGAGUGUUUUGGUUUGCGCUGGGCGGAUUGCUGGGCUGGCCUUUCAGCAUGGCUAUGUGCAUUCCCCACGUUGCGGAGGAGCUGUUCAUGGCCACCAUAUCAUGGGGAGCCGUGCCGACGAUCAAACGACUCGUCAAGGGCGGUAUUGUGUCGAUUUUGUUGCUGGCUGGGAUUAUCGGAGUUGAUUAUUACGCCUAUCAGAAACUGGAGAUCGUUCCGCUGAACAUUGUGCUUUACAAUGUCUUUAGCGGGCCAGGAAGGGGCCCGGAUAUUUAUGGCACCGAGCCGUGGUGGUUUUAUCUGGCGAAUCUGACGCUCAACUUCAAUAUAUUGCUACCUCUGGCGUUGAUCAGUGCACCUUGCCUGAUCUUGUACUAUAUUGUCUGCCGCACCACUCUACCUCUAGGCUUCACACCGCGCAUGAUUUCCCUCUCGGCCCCCUUCUACCUCUGGUUUGCAAUCUUCACCGCCCAGCCGCACAAAGAAGAGCGGUUUAUGUAUGUAGCAUAUCCGGCGCUCUGUCUCAACGCAGCAAUGACCUACCACGUUCUCAUCAACGUCUGGAGCACCGUCUCAAGCCGCCUAACCAGCCGGGGCAAAUCGCAAGACCUCCUAAACUGGCUAGUUCUCGCGCUGCCACUCGCAGUCGCCGCGUUAGCCUCCCUCUCCCGCGUGCUGGCCGUCGUCAGCGCAUACUCCGCGCCGCUCGAGGUGUACUCCGGACUACCGGCGAAUGCCACAGGCAAUCUGUGCAUCGGAAAGGAGUGGUAUCGGUUCCCGUCGUCGUACUUUUUGCCCGAUGGAGUGAGGGUCAAGUUCGUCAAGAGCGCCUUUGAUGGGCUACUACCGGGGGAGUUCCCCGAGAGUAAGGAUUGGUCCCGUCCCGGGACCUGGAUGAUCCCAAAGGGCAUGAAUGAUGAGAAUAAAGGUGACCCUUCGAAAUAUAUCAACUUCGACCAAUGCGAUUACUUCGUCGAAUCCUUCUUCAACCGUCACGGUGGGAAAGAUGUCGAACAAGACCACCAGGUCGACAUGAAUCAAUGGGAGGAAUCGGUUUGUAAAGACUUCCUCGACGCCGCCGCGACGCCGAGCUUGGGGCGUAUCCUGUGGGUGCCUCGGUGGAUCCCGAGCUUCCGCGGCUGGGGCAAAUACUGUCUCCUCACGAAGAAGCGCGGGUGAUCUUUGGGCGGGGAGACGGGGACUUUCUUGUUUGUACAUUAUAUAUGGGAGCCAGCUUUCUGCACUAGGAUAGUUUUGCUACUUGUGGUUAACUGCAUCUUCCCGUCGUGUGAUGCAUCAUGCUCAUGCACGGCGCGCGUAUCAUCGAUAAGCUAUCUAAUAUAAUUCACCCGGCCCCGCG